CUCUUUCAUAAUCUGAAAACCGAGAAUCUGUACGUCAUUUUCUUCGAAAAUUUAUUCAAAAAACCAUCUGUGAUCUUUGUAUUUUAAAACGGAUAGUAGUCUCAUGAAUAACUCACUCGAAUCAAAUCGUCGCUGAACUGUCAAAUUGGAUAAUAUUAAAAACAGAAAUUCAACUUAAUGUUCAAUUAAUUUUUUCUAGUUUGUGGAGAGCAUCAUCGUCGUCUAUUACGUAAUAUAUUUAAAGAACGUCAAUAUCUUAUGCAUGAUCGUCCAGUAGAAAACGACAAUGAUACCGUAAAUGUGACAAUAAACUUAGCUCUACAACAAAUCAUUGAUUUGACAUGGAACGCUUAUAACUUAAAAUGGAUACCAGAAGAAUAUGGUAAUAUAACAACAAUUAAUUUACCGAGCACAAGAAUUUGGACACCCGAUAUCUUACUGUACAACAGUGCGGAUGAUAAUUUUGAUGCAACAUUAAAAACGAAUUUAAUUGUUCAACAUACGGGAAAAAUUCUCUUUGUUCCUCCCGGACUAUUUAAAGCCACAUGUUCUGUAGAUAUUACACAUUUCCCAUUUGGUUUAAAUUUAACACCUGAAAAUAAUCGUGGUCAAUUAGAUGCUUAUAUGGAAAAUGCUGAAUGGCAUUUGAUUGGUUUUUAUGCUGUUCGAAAAGCAACAAAAUACGACUGUUGUCAAGAAAAAUUUCCCUAUGUAUUAUUUACAAUUGAAAUUCGUCGUCGAACACUCUAUUAUAUUAUUAAUAUUGUUGUACCAUGUAUUAUGCUAUCAUUUAUGACAAUACUUGGAUUUAUGCUACCACCAGAUUCAGGAGAAACUUUAACUUUACGUUAG
This is a messenger RNA of Didymodactylos carnosus, 852 nucleotides long. The record is from the annotation of a GenBank genome assembly. Lineage: Eukaryota; Metazoa; Rotifera; Eurotatoria; Philodinida; Philodinidae.